AUGUGAAAAGGAUAUUAAUUGCUGUGGAUUGUGGAAAGUAAUUCAUAGCUUUUUGGAAAACAAAUUUGUAUGUUUGAGGAAAACAGUCAUUUCUCUCUUUUUGGAUAUCUUGAGUACUUACUUGUAUAUAGUAAUUUGUUCGUUAGGUUGAGCUGAUGAGAAUGCAACUUAAAAGAGCAAAGGGGCGAGCAGAUACACAAGAUAUGGAGUUAGCAAUGGAUAUGAUGGUUGUGUUCUCAAAAAUGGAAGAUCGUAAUGCAGAUAGUGCAAUAUUAGAAAGACUGGCAAAAAAGUUGGAUUUGCAUACGAUUGCAGAUUUGACAGAGGAAACUACAGCUAUAAGGAAAUUGGUUAAGAGAGCUGGGCAGAAUGAAACCACACAGCAUGUUAUGGAUCUCCUGGGAAAAUUCAAGCAAGUGGCAGGGCUUGAUGAUGCAACUGCUCUUGAUUGUCCUAUGUCAUCAAAAAGUUUACAGAAGUGUCUAUCCAUGCUCAUCCCUCAUGAAUUUCUCUGCCCAAUUACACUAGAGAUCAUGACGGACCCUGUAAUUGUGGCAACUGGACAGACUUAUGAAAGGGAGAGCAUAGAGAAGUGGUUGAAUUCAAAACAUCGAACCUGCCCAAAGACUGGACAAAAAUUGGCUCACCUUUCACUAGCACCAAAUUUUGCUCUCCGGAACCUUAUUCUGCAAUGGUGUGAGAAGAACAAUUUCGAACUGCCUAAGAAGGACAACUACACCUCUUGUGAUAGUUCUUCUGCUGAACUCAUAGAGGAAAUCUCCUCAUUAAUCCAAAAUCUAUCUUCGAGUCAGCUGAAUGAUCGAAGAGAUUCCACCGUGAGGCUCAGGAUGCUCUCAAAAGAGAAUCCAGAAAACAGAAUUUUGAUUGCCAACAGUGGAGGAAUCCCUUUCUUAGUUCAGCAGCUGACCUAUCCUGAUUCCAAGAUUCAAGAACACACCGUGACUGCUCUCUUGAACUUGUCCAUUGAUGAGAUGAACAAAAGACUUAUAGCCCGGGAAGGAGCCAUUCCUGCCAUAAUUGAUAUCCUGCAAACCGGAACAGAUGAAGCCAGGGAGAAUUCUGCUGCAGCCCUAUUUAGCUUAUCUAUGCUGGAUGAGAACAAAGUUCUAGUGGGAACCUUGAAUGGAAUCCCUCCAUUAAUACAUCUUCUACAAAAUGGGACAACUAGAGGUAAAAAAGAUGCUGCCACUGCUCUCUUUAACUUGUGCUUAAAUAAGGCCAACAAGUCUAUGGCCAUUAAAGCUGGCAUCAUAUCACCAUUACUUCAUUUACUGGAAGAAAAUAGUUUGGGCAUGGUUGAUGAAGCACUCUCAAUUUUGUCACUUCUUGCAUCUCAUCCUGAGGGUCACAAUGAACUCGGGCGACUUCCUUUCAUCAAAACCCUAGUGGAAAUCAUAAGAAAUGGCACCCCAAAGAACAAAGAAUACGCCACAUCGGUUCUUCUUGAGUUGGGGCUGAAGAAUUCAUCCCUUAUAUUGGCUUCCCUUCAGUUUGGUGUGUAUGAACAUCUUACAGAUCUUGUGAGAUGUGGAACAACUAGAGCACAAAGAAAAGCUAGUUCUCUUUUGCAACAUAUGACUAAGUGUGAACAUAUUCCUUGAAUUCCCUAAAACAUAUGUUUUGUUCUGUCUGAGUAAUGUCUUCAAUGUAAUAACUCUGUUCCACAAUUGUGUUCUUUCAGAAACUAGCAUUUUCCAGUAAGCAAAGUUUAGCAUCUUCAUUUCUUUCCCUUGACACUCAAGUUUAGUAUCUCCAUUUCUUUCCUAUGACACUCUCUUUUUGUACAUAAGUAAUUUUAAUGAACAGAAACAGAUCAA
Molecule: messenger RNA, 1838 nt
Organism: Rubroshorea leprosula
Lineage: Eukaryota; Viridiplantae; Streptophyta; Magnoliopsida; Malvales; Dipterocarpaceae
Source: the annotation of a GenBank genome assembly